Messenger RNA from Eimeria tenella, 1572 nucleotides. Its product is annotated as 2OG-Fe(II) oxygenase family protein, putative. Bases 1 to 1572 code for a protein of 523 amino acids. NCBI's taxonomy places the organism in Eukaryota, Apicomplexa, Conoidasida, Eucoccidiorida, Eimeriidae. Gene Ontology annotation, molecular function: iron ion binding; L-ascorbic acid binding; procollagen-proline 4-dioxygenase activity. Gene Ontology annotation, biological process: peptidyl-proline hydroxylation to 4-hydroxy-L-proline. Gene Ontology annotation, cellular component: endoplasmic reticulum. The record is from RefSeq and is a predicted model, not a curated record. The transcript is spliced from 3 exons.
AUGGCGUUUGCUGCUUCGCUGCUCGGCAGCUUCUUUGCUGCCCCCAAAGAUGAACAAGGGGAGGGCCCCGAAGCAGCAGCAGCGCCAGCUGCUGCUGCUGCCGGAGGCGCAGCAGCAGUGCCGGCUGCUGAUGCUGCUGGGGACGCAGCAGCAGCAGGGCAAGCGGCGGAGACGGCGGGGGAGCUGUCCGCUGCAGCAGCAGCAGCAGCAGCAGCAGCAGCAGCAGCAGCGGUGACGGAGGACGAGAUGCUGCCGAUAGGCGAAGCCGUGCCCGAGGGCGAGCACGUGCGCACGCUGCGCAUUUACGGCAGACCCCCCGCAGCAGCAGCAGCAGCAGCAGCCCCCGCUGCAGCAGCAGCAGCAGCAGCAAACUGCCGCGAAGUGCACGUGCUGCGGGUCUUUCGAGAGCCAGAUAUUAUGAUUGCUCCAGACUUAAUUACUGCAGACCAAUGUGACCAUUUGCUGCAGCUCGCAGAAGGCAAAUGGACCCGCAGCAAAACCAGCAUCGGCACCACUUCCGCUCCCCAGAGCGCGUACAAAACCGCAGAAAGCCUCACGCGGACUUCGGAGUCGGUGCUGCUGCAGGAGGCGCAGACAGCAGGAGUUGCUGCUGUCGAGCUGCUGGCCUGCGCGCUCGCGCAGCUGCCGCUGCAGCACUUGGAAGCUUUGGUCUUAGUCAAAUAUCAGAAAAACCAGUUUUUCAAAGAACACCACGACGGCUCCUUCCGGCCCAAAACUGUCCUCCUUUACCUCAACGACGUGGAAGAGGGGGGCGAGACGCACUUCACGCGGCUGGGUUUGAAAAUCGGACCCUCGCGGGGCUGUGGGGCCCUCUGGGCCAACAGGGGCCCCCAGGGCCUCAUGGACUUGAGGACUUUGCAUGCAGGAGUUGCUCCUCUCCGCGGCAGCAAAUUCGUUGUCAAUUGCUUCUUCAACGAGGCCGUGGUGAGGCCGGCGCACCCCGAGAGGCCCCUGCAGCAGCAGCAGCAGCAGCAGCAGCAGCAGCAGCAGCAGCAGCAGCAGCGGCAGCAGCGGGGGGCGCAGGGAAGCGCAGGGGCGGGCCUGCAGGGCGCGGACGACGCGGGAAGAGGCGAAGGCAGCGAGACUAGCAACAGGCUGCUGCAGGACGUACAGCAGCAGCAGCAGCAGCAGCAGCAGCCGCAGCAGCAGCAGCAGCUGCAGCAGCAGCAGCUGCAGCCUGCGGUCAACUUCGGGGGGCUCUUCAACAGCAUGCCGCCUGUGAACAAACAUGUCAGUUUCUCUCCCGUGAUGUCGCCGAUGCAGCAGCAGCUGCUGCACCAGCAGCAGCUGCAGCAGCAGCAGCAGCGGCUGUUGCUGCUGCUGCAGCAGCAGCAGCAACACGCUCCCUUCUACUCCACCUCCCCUGCUGCAGCAGGAGGGAACCCCAAGCUGCCGCUGGCGCCCUUGGGGCUCCCUUUUGCUCCCCAGGGCUGUUCUGCCUGGGGGCCGCAUGCAGCAGCUCGUGCUGCUGCUGCUGCUGCAGCAGCAGCAGCAACAGGUCUUCCGGCUGGCCGCAGGUGGGCCUGCAACGCCCCUUCUACAGGAGCCUGA